Symbiodinium pilosum is the source of this 1500-nucleotide messenger RNA. The record is from the annotation of a GenBank genome assembly. Lineage: Eukaryota; Dinophyceae; Suessiales; Symbiodiniaceae.
AUGUGUAGAUCGGCAUGGUGCCUCUCGAUCGUGUUGCUGUUCAGGGGCGCUGCCGGACAGAUUUACACCUUCGAGAAGGUGCCUCUGCCAGAGCCAAGAUCACUGCAUACACUGUAUGCAUUUUAUGUGUUUUCUCAUCAGGAUGCACCUGAGAGGACGCUCGGCCAGCCAAUGAUGAGAUUUCACAAUCUCAUGUUUACAGCCAACGACCCGGCAGACGCUGAUAAAGCUAGAGGCUACACUGGUGUGCAGUUGAGCAUCCUGCCCUACAGAAGCUUCUGGAAACUCAUUCAGCCGGACAAGUUCUGCUCAAACGCAGAAGAUGUGCAAGCAGGGCGCGCAAAAGAAGCGAACAAGCUGUUGACGCAAAAGCCACUAGGAAGUUCAGACGACGACGUGAACUUGUACUCCCACACUGUGACAUUCGACACGGCCACAGACUUGCCGUUGAGAGUGAACUCCACCGGGGUCUACAUUCUCGUUUUCUCGAACUGCGGUGACUUCAAAGAUGGGGAGGUCAGCGGCAGUGUCAUUGCAAAGAAUUCAUACGGGUUCCUUCCUGGCAAUGAGUACUACAAGAUGCCAUUCUACGGAUGGCUCUCCAUAGCCUACUGCGCACUGGCCAGUGUUUGGAUGUGCCUGUCAUUGCGGUACUGGAGGGAGCUAUUUCACAUCCAGUACUGCAUCGCAGCCGUCAUCCUGCUUGGUCUGGUGGAGGCCUUCCUCCAAUGGAGAUUCUUCAUGGACUGGAACGAAUCUGGACUGCGGGGCAGGUUCGUGUUUGUCCUGGCUAUCCUGGCCACGGUAGUGAAGUCAAUAUUCUCCUACAUGCUUGUUCUGGUGGCGUCCCUGGGGUGGGGCGUGACGCGCCCUUACCUGGAUCAGCCAACGAUCCUCAAGGUCCAGGGGCUCUCCUUCUUGUACAUCGUUCUGGACUUUGUCCGCGAAUCAGCUCUGUCAUUCAGGAACAGCCACUCCCUUUCCAUAGCUUUUGUCAUGCUCUGCCUACUGCCGGUAGCCCUGCUGAAUGGCAUCAUCUUCUACUGGAUUUUCACAGCGCUGUCCUCCUUGAUAGAGGUGCUUGCAGAGCGCAAGCAGGUAGAAAAGCUGAUACUUUUCCAGCGCCUGUGGAAGAUUCUGGUAGCCGCUCUGAGCCUGGCCUCCUUGAGCUUGCUCUACCAGCUCUUCGACCUGUCCCGCAGCAUAAGUCAGAGAUGGCACUAUCAAUGGUUCUUCGCAGAUGGAGUUUCCCACAUCCUCUUCUGCAUGGUACUGGCAGCCAUCAUGUUCCUCUGGGCGCCACAUACAAACAGCCAAAGAUAUGCCUACAAGCAGGUAGAGGAUGCAGACGGCGAGACCUCCAAGAUCACGGGGGGCAAAGACGUGUGGGCGGACGAGGGCGGCCUCGACGAGGAGGAGGAUGACUCCUUCUGGGCCUCUACACACGCAAAGCCGUGGUGGCCUUAUUCUAGGGGUUAUAUUGGGUUUAUGUGGGUGUAG